UGCUCCUGCCCUCGCCGCCGCCGCCGCCUGGACUCCCGCGCCGCUCGCCUCCCACGCAGCCCGGCGCUCGGCCGCCAUGUACCCGGCCGGGGGAGCCGCCCCCGGGGCCGCCACGGGGCCCGUUCUUACAACACCUCCAUCACUGCCACCUCCAAUGCAGGCAUAUGCAUUUAAACCUCCCCCUCGACCUGAUUUUGGUACUUCGGGAAGAACAAUCAAACUGCAAGCCAAUUUCUUUGAAAUGGACAUCCCCAAAAUGGACAUCUAUCAUUAUGAAUUGGAUAUAAAGCCUGAGAAAUGUCCUAGAAGAGUUAACAGAGAAAUAGUUGAGCACAUGGUGCAGCACUUUAAAGCCCAGAUCUUUGGAGAUCGCAAGCCAGUAUUUGAUGGGAGAAAAAAUCUCUACACCGCGAUGCCGCUUCCAAUAGGGAGAGAUAAACAGGUGGAAUUGGAGGUCACGUUGCCAGGAGAAGGGAAGGACCGAAUAUUCAAGGUAGCCAUCAAGUGGAUGUCGGUUGUGAGCCUUCAGGCAUUGCACGAUGCUCUCUCCGGUCGUCUUCCAAGUGUUCCUUUCGAAACCAUUCAAGCUCUGGAUGUGGUGAUGAGGCACCUGCCCUCAAUGAGAUAUACUCCAGUGGGCCGAUCUUUUUUUACUGCAUCCGAAGGGUGUUCGAAUCCUCUGGGAGGUGGCAGAGAAGUCUGGUUUGGAUUCCAUCAGUCAGUCAGGCCUUCCCUGUGGAAAAUGAUGCUGAACAUCGAUGUCUCUGCGACAGCAUUUUAUAAGGCCCAGCCAGUGAUUGAAUUUGUAUGUGAAGUUCUUGAUUUCAAAAGUAUUGAAGAACAACAGAAACCUCUGACAGAUUCCCAAAGGGUUAAGUUUACCAAAGAAAUUAAAGGUCUUAAGGUGGAAAUCACUCACUGCGGACAAAUGAAGAGAAAAUACAGAGUAUGCAACGUUACGAGAAGACCAGCAAGUCACCAAACAUUUCCUCUUCAGCAGGAGAGUGGCCAGACUGUUGAAUGCACUGUAGCUCAAUAUUUUAAGGACAGGCACAAAUUGGUAUUACGCUAUCCUCACCUUCCAUGUUUACAAGUUGGACAGGAGCAGAAACAUACGUACCUUCCCUUAGAGGUAUGCAAUAUAGUUGCAGGACAGAGAUGUAUUAAGAAGCUGACAGACAAUCAAACUUCUACUAUGAUUAGAGCCACGGCAAGAUCAGCCCCAGAUCGUCAGGAAGAGAUCAGCAAAUUGAUGCGAAGUGCAAGUUUUAAUACCGACCCUUUCGUUCGGGAGUUUGGAAUCAUGGUGAAAGAUGAAAUGACGGAUGUCACGGGGAGAGUGUUACAGCCGCCUUCGAUUCUCUACGGAGGCCGGAACAAAGCAAUUGCGACCCCAGUGCAGGGGGUCUGGGAUAUGAGGAACAAACAGUUUCAUACUGGAAUUGAAAUCAAGGUCUGGGCCAUUGCGUGUUUCGCUCCCCAACGCCAGUGCACUGAAGUCCAUCUUAAAACCUUCACUGAACAAUUGAGGAAAAUUUCCAGAGAUGCAGGAAUGCCCAUCCAAGGUCAACCUUGCUUCUGUAAAUACGCCCAGGGAGCAGACAGUGUGGAGCCAAUGUUCCGUCACCUGAAGAACACCUAUUCUGGAUUGCAGCUUGUGGUUGUCAUUCUACCUGGGAAAACUCCUGUUUAUGCCGAAGUGAAGCGGGUCGGUGAUACGGUGUUGGGAAUGGCCACGCAGUGUGUACAGAUGAAAAAUGUGCAAAGGACUACCCCGCAGACACUUUCUAACUUGUGCUUAAAGAUCAAUGUCAAACUAGGAGGAGUUAAUAACAUUUUAUUGCCACAAGGAAGGCCUCCGGUAUUUCAGCAGCCUGUCAUUUUCCUUGGUGCAGACGUCACUCACCCACCAGCUGGAGAUGGGAAGAAGCCAUCUAUUGCUGCUGUUGUAGGCAGCAUGGAUGCCCAUCCGAACCGCUACUGUGCCACUGUGAGGGUCCAGCAGCACCGCCAAGAAAUAAUUCAAGACUUGGCUGCCAUGGUUAGGGAGCUGCUGAUCCAGUUUUACAAAUCAACUCGAUUCAAGCCAACGCGGAUAAUUUUCUAUAGAGACGGUGUUUCCGAAGGGCAGUUUCAACAGGUUCUUCAUCAUGAAUUGCUGGCUAUCCGAGAAGCCUGCAUUAAGCUAGAAAAAGAUUACCAGCCAGGGAUUACCUUCAUUGUGGUGCAGAAGAGGCAUCACACCAGAUUGUUUUGCACCGACAAAAAUGAAAGAGUUGGGAAAAGUGGAAACAUUCCGGCAGGCACCACUGUGGACACAAAAAUCACCCACCCUUCGGAGUUUGACUUCUACCUGUGUAGUCAUGCUGGUAUUCAGGGCACAAGCAGACCGUCUCAUUACCAUGUUCUCUGGGAUGACAAUCGCUUCUCUUCAGACGAACUCCAGAUCCUCACUUACCAACUGUGUCAUACUUACGUCCGGUGUACUCGAUCUGUUUCCAUCCCUGCGCCAGCCUACUAUGCACACCUGGUGGCCUUCAGAGCCAGGUAUCAUUUGGUGGAUAAAGAGCAUGACAGCGCCGAAGGGAGCCACACUUCCGGGCAGAGCAACGGCCGCGAUCACCAAGCUCUCGCGAAAGCUGUCCAGGUCCACCAAGAUACUUUGCGCACCAUGUACUUUGCUUGACAUCUGGCCGUGUUGAGGAACUCAGUUCUUCUGAGUUGGAUUCACAAGAGACCAGCUGCACUUAGACCAACAGUUGCCCGAGCUACCGCGACAGCCAGCAAAGGAGUGAUGCAUCUUUAUUUUUAAAUAUUCGGGGGUGGGGGAGGGAGGAGGGGGAUGAUGAUGAUGAUGAUGAUGAUUGUGAUUCUAUUUGCAAGAAAGCUUUUCAUCCAGAAUUUCAGACUUGAGUGUACAAAAUAUAUAUAUAUAUUGCACAGCUUUUAAGACAUGUGGAUAUGCCAAAAUCAAAAAAAAAAAAAGCUGCUUGUCGGGAGAAAUGAAACAAACAAGCAAAAUUGAAAACCCACGUUUUUUAAUUAACUAGAGCUGUGAUCUCAGGGCUAAAAACAACACUUCUCAUUUUAGUUAACGGCUUUUUCAGAUGCUCUUAUUUGUAAUAAUCUGAAGAAAUACCCAAUUAAGAUCCGAUUGAACGGGCCUGGGAGGGAGAUGAAUUUGCUUUUAUUCCUUAAAAAAAAACAACACAAAAACAAAAAGCACUCGUUAGGAUGCCAGUGAAGUCUUUGAUCAUUCUGGAUGCAUUUGUAAAGUGAUUUUGUACCGAGAUGCAGAAAGAGUGAGCGAAACCUUUGCUGUCUUAUUGAUAAGUCUGUGAAGGUCUAUGGGCAAAAAAUAUAUAUGUAUUUUUGACGUUAAUUCUUGAAUGUCUUUCAUUGUGCUGUUUAAAAUUUUUUGUAGGAUGUGUUACGGAAUUAUUUCAGUUACAAAAAAAAAAGAAGAAGUUUUAUCUAUACUUUUUAUUAGGUCCACUGAAAGAUUAAUGAAGUGUGCCACUUUUUUUAAAAAAAAAGUUUAUUUUUUCUUAAAAAAAUAAUAAUAAUCCAUUUUGAUUACUAAUCAUGGAGUUUGUCCUCUAGGACUGUGACACUUAAUUUUCCAAAGCUUUUCUAAAGAAUACGGGUCUGUGGUGAUACAGUACAAUCUCUUUCACUGUUAUGUUUGAAUUAAUGUAAAAUUUAUAUGUGUUUCACAGUAUUAACAUGAUAGUAUAGAUGCUAUUUAUAUUUAUUUACUAAAGAGUGCUCGACAUAGUUCUUUUUAACAUAUCACAAACUGAAGAAUGCUUUGGAGUUUUAAAGUGGAGAGCUUUUAUGUGGACGAGAGGGAUUUGGGUUCGAAUUCGCCGUAACUUUUUUGCCGGUUCCCUUGUUCAUUUUAACGAGGUUUGUUUAUUAUAUCUCCUUGAAGUGAACAAAGGGGAACUGGAGCUGAUGUGUUUUUAAAAAAAACCCCAACAGGAUUAUGCAACUACCUUGUGUGGAAGAGGAAAGAUAUACUUGGUGUUUAUAUCAUUUCCCACCCCUUGUAUCUUGGAAGGAUUUAGGGGAAUUCAGGCUGUAGUUUAGACAUCAAAAGGAAGUUUUGUGGUUCUUUCAAGCACAUAAAUUAUUGUUGUUGUUUUUCUGUUGGAUCACCUGAGUCACAGAAAUGGAAGGGAGGAGAUCUGUGUUUGGCUGUUCGCUCUGAAGAAGACAACUUCUCCAGAGGCCUGUGCUAGAAGUACAAGUUUCUCUUAACUGCACAAGAUUGAUCAGACCAAAUAUUCAAAGCUACCAUUGCACUGAUGACCAUGACAAUAGGAACACUACUAAAACACUGGGGGUUAGGAAGCUUUCCCCCCCCCCUCUCUUCCAAUCUGAUGGGACUUUAAAAAAAAAAAAUAAUUUUCCCAGGCAUGAUUUUUUUUUAAAAAAAAAAAUAGUUUCCCCCCCCUUGAAACCUUUCCAAGAUUCAGUUUUCAUUUCCUUCUGACGAGCAGUGCAGCCUGUCAGGUUUCCAAGUGAGGAAACCCACUCAAAGAAACCCAUUCUGUCACUUAGAAAGAUAAAGAGGGCCCUACCUCCACUGAGUGGAACGUUGAAACUACGAUUAAGCUAAGGUUGGGAUCUUAGGCUUUGCUCGGAAACGAUGGAUGUGGGCUGAGCGAGAUAAAAGCCACGGAAAUACUUUUUAAGGCCCUAGUGCACAUUUUAUGCCAGUCUGGACAGCUGGGCCCCUCCCAUUGCCAACAGAGGCACCUGAAAAACAGGUUUUCAGGCAGAGGUUUUUGGGUGGCUUGCAGGAUGUCUUAAAAAGUUUGUAAGCUGCAACUUCCAGCUGUUUAAUAGGUUUAAGAGAAGAAAAAGACAUUUAAGGCACUAUUUUUUUGGGGGGGAGGGGUCACUCUUUUCUGCUAAGCAAGAUUGUAGCAUCUCCUUUUUUUUGAUGAUUUUUUCAAUUUUAUUUUCAAAGUUAAAAUGUCGACUCCGAGGGGGGAAAAAAAGGAAACAACAAACAAACCAAAAAUCUCUUUCACCUUUCCUCCUUCUCCUCCUUUUCCUCCUCUUUUUCUUGGGAGGGGCAUUUUUCUCUGCAGCUUUUUCAGACACCAUAAAACCUGCUGUGCGGAAUUCAGGAUUGAAGUAUAAAACAAAUGUCAAAUUAGGAGAUGAGAAAGGGAGAGAAACCAUUUUCAAGUCCAUCGUACCCCGUUUUCAAAUUUAAACAAAACAUCACUCAAAACUGUAAGUGUUUUCAUACACAUUUCUCCUUUUUGUUGUGCAUUUUUCGUUACGUGCACACUUCCACAAUGAUAGUAGAUUCCCUACUAUCAGAUAUAUUUGACGUUAUCUCAUUGAUUUCCAACGCUGUUUUCUUUUUUGGGGAAACUGCCUAUAAAACUGGGAAAGAGCAUCUAUUAAAGGAUAAUAACAAAUAUAGUUCAUGGGUAAUUACGGGAAGUAAGAAUUAGGAGCGUUUGAACCAAAAUGUUUACUGUAAAACUUCUCUCCCUUUUUAAUUCAAACAGCUACAGCAGAUUAUUGGGUUAUGAGCUACAGAGAGUCCCUCCUACAUAGGAAGAAGGCAGUAUACAUAAACUAGGAUUUCAUUCCUGCUACUAAAGUUCUGUUUUCCAUCGCUUUCUUUUCCAGGCAGCACUUAAAUUAAUAGUUAUGUUUAUACUUUUUACUAUUUUUUGUUUCCCCAUAAUCUUCAAAAUACAUCAGCUAGAUGGGCUAAAAUGGAAUCCUUUUUUUUGGGGGGGGGGGUGUCUUUCUAACUACAGCCACCUAAUCUGACAGUUGUCCUGUAGUGGCUGCUAGCUAGCAACAGGCUAAAAUAAUAAUUGCAUUUAGGUGCUUCUGGACAGUGCUUUUCUUGUCUUGGUGGCUUUACCGCCAAGUUCUGAUAUAGAUUCUUCAGUGUGCAGAUAGUUCUAUCCACAGCUGUUGUUUAUAUAUGCAUCAUUCAGGGCCAGAAGGAAUAGGAUGAGUUUUUGAAAGCGUCGGAUUAGUUUUUGCUCCGAUAGAGAGGAGAAAUGCAUAUCUCUUUCUCUUUUUAAACUUUCCAUAACCAUAAUACUUUUUUUUUUAAAAAAGGCUUUUAAUUGUUCCAUAUGGCAAGCGGGGAAUGGAGGACGGGGUGUUACUAUUAUUAUUUUUUGUUGUUGAAAAACUGACAAUGCACUUUGAAAACACAGGGCGCUCUGAAUAUGCACAGGAACUGGGUUUUGUUUUUUAAAAUAAUAAUAAUAAUUAUAAUAUAUGCAGAAACCAAAACUCCAAAUGGAAACAAAAAGGAUUCGACUUUCUCAGUAGUUCUUUCUUGCAGUGUUUCUUGGAACCCCCACACUGCUAUCUCAGGUGAACGAUUUCAUUUUUUGCAGAGAUCCCAGAUACUUUCCAUGAGAACCAAGGCCAAUAGCUUUGGGAAAUGGGGUUGGUGGGUGGGUGGGAUAGGAGUGGGACUAUAAGGAAUGGAAGUGCUUUCAAGUCUUUAUCACAGGAAUCGUUUUAGAAGAAAACCAGCUCUAGUACCGAUUCGGCUUUGUUUUACAAACCCGUCUUGUAGAGGAAGAAUGUUUUGAAAAAUACCUUUGAUGCAUUUUUUUUUAACCAAUUAAUGGCGUGUUCAUUUGUCGCCAAACAGCUCAGACUGAAUGAUGGGUCUGGUAGUUUGUGACCGUCUGCUUUAAGGAUGCGUCUCUGCCGUGAGAUUUUUGGGACUGUGCGCCACUUAGAAAGCCACCUACGCCCAACCCAGGAACUGUGACUUUUGCCUGGGGGCAAAGAGAUUGCGCUGUUCACCUGGGUUUCAAGCCCGCCCAACUGUCACUUGUGAAUUUUCUACUUGCCCUAAUAUUAAAUGCUUUCAUAGAUUUGAGAUGCCAAAAAAAAAAAAAAAA
Molecule: messenger RNA, 6911 nt
Organism: Thamnophis elegans (Western terrestrial garter snake)
Lineage: Eukaryota; Metazoa; Chordata; Lepidosauria; Squamata; Natricidae
Gene: AGO2
Product: argonaute RISC catalytic component 2
Exons: 19
Coding region: 77-2686 (869 amino acids)
Biological process (GO): regulatory ncRNA-mediated gene silencing; regulation of DNA-templated transcription
Cellular component (GO): RISC complex
Molecular function (GO): protein binding; endoribonuclease activity, cleaving siRNA-paired mRNA; RNA binding
Source: RefSeq, a predicted model, not a curated record